Messenger RNA from Gracilinanus agilis (Agile Gracile Mouse Opossum), 1461 nucleotides. Its product is annotated as E3 ubiquitin-protein ligase TRIM17-like. The transcript has 8 exons. Lineage: Eukaryota; Metazoa; Chordata; Mammalia; Didelphimorphia; Didelphidae. Bases 1 to 1461 code for a protein of 486 amino acids. Gene Ontology annotation, molecular function: zinc ion binding. The record is from RefSeq and is a predicted model, not a curated record.
AUGGAAGCCAAAGAAUUGACUGAAAACUCCCAGGCAAAUCUUACUUGCUCCCUUUGUCUGGGCUACUUCACAGACCCAGUGACUGCCAAAUGUGGGCAUAAUUUCUGCAAAGACUGUCUUCUCCAGUGCGAUGAGCAACCUGAUGCUACAAGAACUUGUCCAGAGUGCAGAGAUGUCAUUAGAUCCAGUGACAUUGUGCUCAGCAAGAACCUGCAGAAUUUGUCCAUCACUGGCAAAGCAGUCAGACAGCAUUUGUUGCUGAGCCCGGUACUUCUGACCACCUGUGAACAACAUGGAGAAAAAGAGAAGCUCUUCUGUGAGCAAGACCUAAAACUGAUUUGUGAGUCCUGCUUAUUAACAGAAGAGCACAAGGAUCACCAAGUUCUGCCCUUGCAAAUGGCUGCUGACAAGUACAAGAAGAAACUUGAGGAGACAAGGAAUAUGUUACUGGAAAAGAAGGAGAAAUUUAAAGAGGCACUCAAGAAAUUGAGAACAUCAGUGGCAAAUUAUAAGAGGGACACAAAUCAAUUUAAGGACAAAAUUAAAUCUGAAUACUUGGAUAUGCGUGUUUACGUGACAAUAGAAGAAAAUGAAAGUCUGGAAAAAAUGAAGGAGGAAAUAAACGACAUACUGACAGCAGCUGAGGAGAAUGUGGUUUCUCUGUCCAAAAAAUCUCAGGAUCUGCAUCAAAGGAAAUUAGAAAUAGAGGAGAGUUUGGACAGUGAACCCUUAGAAAUGAUUCAGGAUAUGAAAGGCAUCCUGGAAAGGGAUGAGGAGCUGCUUCUUCAAGAACCAGAGACUACUGACUUUAAUUAUACACGUUAUCCCAUGACUGGUUUAAUGCACAUUAUCAAGAGCUAUGAAAGAUCUCUAAGAAUAAAGUUCUGCAGCUGCCGCAAACGCAAGGAAACCCCACUACUGGAAGAACCGCACCCAUCCCACCGAGAGAUUCCAGAAGGUCACUCAUUGAUCGGCUUGGUGGCCACCUCUCCUGGUCGAUUCUUUCCCUUCCCCGCCGUGCCCACGCCCCGGGGACACCAUGGCACUGGUCCCCGCGGCUGGGAGCUGCUGCAGGGGGCGGCUAUCGCGUGCAAUCAAGGACACUGGCCUCGCGCGCGGGUCUGCUGCCGGGAGAAGAGCUCAGGCCUGGGAAGCGCGGGCCAGACACUGCGGGAGACUGAGGGCGCGAGCGAGAGUGACAGGAACAGGACUGCGGGCGCCAAGAACCUAGGAUGGCUUCGCCCACCUCCCCCGGCCCAGGAGGCGGGGCCUCUCCGCCGCCGUCGAACCCUACACGGAUUCGUCAGGUGGGUGUCCGCCCGCAGCCCCCUAGGCGCGUCCUGCAGAGCCCAUGCCCCCUGGGGCGCACCUGAUAGGAAACUCACACUUGGCACCCUUACACCGCUCUGGGGGAUGACAUUGCCUGCAGGUGUGACUUCGACACCCACGCGCGCAGAAUGA